Messenger RNA from Cadophora gregata, 1038 nucleotides. RefSeq lists its product as uncharacterized. Gene Ontology annotation, biological process: U4 snRNA 3'-end processing; nuclear polyadenylation-dependent rRNA catabolic process; U5 snRNA 3'-end processing. NCBI's taxonomy places the organism in Eukaryota, Fungi, Ascomycota, Leotiomycetes, Helotiales, Ploettnerulaceae. The record is from RefSeq and is a predicted model, not a curated record. The transcript has a single exon. Gene Ontology annotation, cellular component: cytoplasmic exosome (RNase complex); nuclear exosome (RNase complex). Bases 1 to 1038 code for a protein of 345 amino acids.
AUGGCUGCUACCGGCCCUCCUUCGACGCUUUCGUUUCCCAGGGAGACCUUCGCGAAACUCUCACCUCAUCCGUACCUCCUUGCGCACCUCCAACCCUCCUCCUCAAGCACUCCUUCCACCCGCGCAAAUGGCAGAACGCCCACUCAAUUCCGAACCCCACACAUCAACAAUGGCUCUCUCACACACGCCGAAGGUAGCGCCGUGGUACGGAUAGGAGACACGACGGUCGUAUGCGGUGUCCGCGGAGAGAUUCUGCUGGCGAGCAAUGUUGCUGGGUACCGUGUUGAUAAAUUAGCAAAUGCGCCGUCGUCGAGACCUGGAUACAACGAGGCUAAGGAGCUGGAUCUGCUGGUUCCGAAUAUCGAGUUAGCUACGGGAUGUUCGCCGGCGUUCAUGCCAGGUCAACCGCCCAGUACGUUGGCACAGAGCUUGAGUACAAGGAUAUACUCACUUCUGCAUUCAAGUGGGUUGAUUGAUGGCGAGGACCUACGGAUAUGGUAUCAGCCACCAGAUCUUAGUGACCAAGAUAGGAUGGAGGAAGAUGAGCCGGAAGAAUUGGAACCAGAGGUCAAGGCGUUUUGGACCCUGUAUAUUGAUAUCCUGUUCAUCUCUCUGGACGGAAACCCGUUCGAUGCAGCUUGGGCGGCAGUUGUAUCGGCUCUGAAGGAUGUGCGCUUACCAAAGGCGUACUGGGAUGCGGAUCGGGAAAUGAUACUAUGUGAGGAUGCUGUAUCGGAAUCAAAAAAGCUGCAGCUCAGGGGACUGCCUAUUGCUGUCACUACGCUGGUAUUUAGGGCAAAGGAGCAGAUCCAAGGACGGGAUAAGAAGCAUUGGAUAUUGGUAGACCCGGACACAUUUGAAGAGGGAUUGUGCGAUGAGACAGUCACUGUGGUUGUGGAUUGUGGGAACAAGAAGACGACAAAGUUGUUGGGAAUAUCCAAGUCAGGAGGCACGAUCAUCGGUCGUGACGAGAUGAGUGAGCUUGUGAGUUUGGCGGAGAAGAGGUGGGCGGAACUGAACAAGCUCUUGGGACGAUGA